CCCGUUACAACAAUGACCCACAGCAAAGAUCCAUAAUCUAUUCACCAAUGGAUGACGCGGAUUUUCUUCUUCAGCUCCGCCAUCCCUACUUAACCACACCGCAUUCAGUUUCAGCCUGAAUUCAUCAAUUGCCGGCCAUCUCCGAGAGGACAGACGACAAUCUCUUUUCAACAACAAGUUCUACAGCACUAAGGCCUCCCUUCACUGUUCAUCAUCUGUGGGGUUCAACACGUUCACGAGAAGAAGUCUUUAAAUAUACCAUCACCUGCUUUUAACUUGCUCAUGACUUCUCCCAACUAAUUUUGACUCUUCCUUACCAAAACUCACUCCCUUGGGAUCAAUUUUUCCUUUUUCUACUUACUUUGAUUCCAUCAAAAGAUUUUGAAUACCUAACAACAUCAAAUCCUCCGAGUCCAAAUCUAGAAAAUACAAGAUUCAGCUCAAUUUCUUCCCUUCCCCACUCAACUCCCCGCUAAUCUCGCCUCCCACCAUUCCUUUUACUAUUUCCCUCUGUUAAAUAUGCCUUGUUUCCCUCCUCCAUGUCCAAACAACAAACAACAUUAACAAACAAACAAUAUCAUUCCAAAUCCAAAUCGCACACUCACCAUGUCUGUUCUCUUCUUCCUCUUCUCUCUCCCUCUCCUCUUCUCCCCUUCCCUCUCCCUCCACUUUGGCAAUACUUCAUACUUCAUAGACUGUGGCGGUUCCACAAACACAACCGAUCCAUUCAACACGACAUGGCUGUCCGACCGUUACUUCACAGGCGGAGCUACCUCUGUAGUGUCAGAGCCACUCCACUUCCUCUACCCUCAAGAAAAAAAUCUCCGAUUCUUCCCUCUCUCCUCCGGCAAAAAAAACUGCUACGUUCUCCCUCUCCCUAACGGCCGUUACUACUUCCGUACAUUCACUGUAUACGACAACUACGACGGAAAAUCUAACCCUCCUUCAUUCGACGCAUCCGUCGAGGGUACUCUCGUCUUUUCCUGGCGUUCUCCUUGGCCUGAGAAUCUCGCUCGUGACGGCGCGUACUCCGAUCUCUUCGCGUUUGUUAAAGACGGUGAAGCGGAUGUUUGUUUUUACAGUAUUGCCACUGACCCUCCUGUCAUUGGAUCCCUCGAAAUCCGUCAAAUCGAUCCCUUAUCUUACGGUUCGUCAACAAUCGGCGAUAAAUUCACCCUCGUUAAUUACGGCCGUUUAUCCUGUGGGUCCACACAGUGGGGCCCGGGGUUUAGCAACGACACAGAUGAUUUUGGCCGAACAUGGCAGUCCGACUCCGAGUUCCAAACUCCAAACACGACAAAAAUAAUCCACUCCAUCUCCACCCGAGAAACCAUAACCGGCACCAUUCAGCCGCCUAAUUAUUUUCCAAUGAAGCUUUACCAAACGGCGGUAACUGGAGAUGGAACACUGGAGUAUGCAGUGUCAGUCGAUGCGAAAAUGGAUUAUUUGUUGUGGUUUCAUUUCGCGGAGAUUGAUUCAAGUGUGAAGCAGAAAUCGGAGAGAGUGUUUGAUGUGGUGGUGAAUGAGAAGAAUGUGGAGAGGGUGGACGUUUUCGAGGAAGUUGGGAGUUUUGCAGCUUAUAGUUGGAGUUACACAGUGCAUAAUUUGAGCAGUACUGUGUUGACUCUGAAGUUUGUGCCGGUUGUGGGCGCACCGAUAAUUAGUGGCAUUGAGAUUUAUGCUUUGGUUCCUAAUGAUCUCUCAACCAUGCCCGAGCAAGUGGUGGCAAUGAGAGCGUUGAAAGAGUCGUUACGGGUUCCUGAUAGAAUGGGAUGGAAUGGGGAUCCUUGUGCUCCUACUAGCUGGGAUGCUUGGGAAGGAGUUACAUGCCAUCCCAACAAAGACGAGACUGCACUUGUGAUAUCACAAAUUGAUCUUGGAAGUCAAGGCUUGAAAGGCAGUAUAAGUGAGCAGAUUACUCUUUUGUCGGACUUGGUAAGCCUGAAUUUGAGUACUAAUUCUUUGGGAGGAACUCUACCAUCAGGAUUAGGUCAACAAUCUCUUGUCCGGCUGGAUUUGUCCAACAAUCAGUUCUUGGGCCCUAUACCAGAAAGUUUAGCCUCGGUAACUCAUCUGCAGCUUGUGCUGUUGAAUGGUAACUUAUUGGAAGGGCGAGUACCAGAGGAACUUUAUUCAAUUGGUGUGCAUGGUGGAGCUAUUGAUCUCUCAGGUAACAAAGGUUUGUGUGGUGUACCAUCUUUGCCACAAUGCUCUCUAUUAUGGGAAAAUGGUCGCUUGUCCACUGGUGGUAAAAUUGGGAUAGGCUUAUCCUGCCUGGUAAUUGUUUCUGUGCUUGUAUUGGGAUACAUAAUCUGCAUCAGGAGGCGUCGAAAUGAUUACGACUUUGCUCCACCUCACGAUCUAAUGUCAAUGGCUGCCAAGAGAAACAGAUACCAGAGGCAGAAGUCCUUGAUGCUUCUUGAAAUGGAGAGCCAACAUGCCAAAGGGUUACCAUCACCUUAUGGUCCACAUUAACAGACUUUUGAAAAAAGAUAAUAUUGAUCUUCAUAUUCUUCAGCUCACUAAGAGAGCAUGGAGAGGGGACCCUGGAUGUAGUUAGUUCGAAGUGCUCACAUAGGAUGUGAGCUGCAUCUGCUCCACAAAGGAAACUUCGUGGGUUUGGAUUCUUUGAACAAUGGAAAUAAGAUGGGGUCUAAAAAAGUCACACUGUCUAUAGAAUGCAAUGUAUCUGGUAUUUUUUUCCCUUCUUACUGACAACAAACUGGAUAAGCCUUCCUAGUGUAUCAUAGCGGCUUUGCAGCAUUUUAUGACAAGUUGCUGUGAGUAGAUCUUCAAUUUAUGUUACACAUUUAUACCCAGUGGUCCCAGAUGUGGUAGCAUUGUAUGAUACAACUUUUUGGUUGAUUAUUUUUCCAGUUCCUUGCGGAAAUUAUUUUCAGCUUAAGCAAUGUUUAUCUGUCAUGGACUGACAUUUCCUUCC
Populus nigra (black poplar) is the source of this 2941-nucleotide messenger RNA. RefSeq names its product receptor-like protein 4. The transcript is spliced from 9 exons. The record is from RefSeq and is a predicted model, not a curated record. Gene Ontology annotation, molecular function: protein binding. Lineage: Eukaryota; Viridiplantae; Streptophyta; Magnoliopsida; Malpighiales; Salicaceae. The coding region runs from base 607 to 2475 and encodes 622 amino acids.